AUGUCAUUCAAAGGUAUCAAGAAAUCAAUUGUACGUGCCCCACAAAGUUUCCGUCAAAAGAUGAAUAUGGGAGAAAUCACUCAUGAUGCAGUUUAUCAAGAUGCUGAACGUAGAUUUAAAGAAAUUGAAAUUGAAACUAAAAAAUUAAGUGAUGAAUCUAAGAAAUAUUUCACAGCCAUAAGUGGUAUGCUUGAUGAUCAAAUUGAAUUUUCAAAAGCAAUUGAAGAAAUUUAUAAACCAAUAAGUGGUAGAUUAUCUGAUCCAAAUUCAACAGUACCUGAAGAUAAUCCAGAUGGUAUAUUAGCAGCAGAACAAUAUAGAGAUCUUGUGAAAGAAUUAAAAGAAAUUUUAAAACCUGAUUUAGAAUUGAUUGAAAAAAGAAUUGUUGAACCAGCUCAAGAAUUAUUAAAAGUUAUUAAUUCAAUUAGAAAAAUGGCAACAAAAAGAGAUCAUAAACAAGUUGAUUUGGAUAGAUACAAGAGAAAUUAUACAAAAUAUGAACUGAAAAAGGAAAGAACUGCUAAAGAUGAAGAAAGAAUGUAUAAUGCAGAAGCUGAACUUGAAGUUGCUCAACAAGAAUAUGAUUAUUAUAAUGAUUUAUUAAAAAAUGAAUUACCUGUUUUAUUUCAAAUGCAAAGUGAUUUUAUAAAACCAUUAUUUGUUUCAUUUUAUUAUAUGCAAUUAAAUAUUUUUUAUACAUUAUAUAAUCGUAUGGAUGAAUUAAAAAUUCCAUAUUUUGAUAUGAGUUCAGAUAUUGUUGAAACUUAUCAUAAAAAAAAGGGUAAUAUUGAAGAACAAACUGAUGCAAUUAGUAUUACACAUUUUAAAGUUGGUCAUGCAAAAUCAAAAUUAGAAGCAACAAGAAGACGUCAUGCAACAAUGACAAGUCCAACUACUUCUCAUAAUGAAUUACCUGCUUAUCAAAGUAAUACUGCUCCUGUUGGUUAUAAUCCAGAUUAUAAAAGUCCAAGUUAUGGUUCACCAGAACCAAAUCAAUAUCAACAACAACCACCACCAAAUCAAUAUCAACAACCACCACAACAAGGAUAUCAAGGAUAUCAAACACCUCAAAAUACUUAUCAACAACCACCACCACAACAACAACAACAACAAUAUGGUGGUGGUGUUAAUACAUCAGCACAAUCACCACCACCCCCUCGAUAUAUGAGUUCACCACCACAAUCAGCAACUUCUUCUGGUCAUGAAACUUGUAUUGCACUUUAUGAUUAUAAUGCUCAAGCACAAGGUGAUUUAUCAUUUCCUGCAGGUGCAACUAUUGAAAUUUUAAAUAAAGAAGAUCCAGGUUGGUGGAUGGGUCAAUAUAAUGGUCAACAAGGAGUUUUUCCUUCAAAUUAUAUAAAAAUGUAG
This is a messenger RNA of Lodderomyces jiufengensis, 1368 nucleotides long. It is a transcript of the gene RVS167, whose product is annotated as amphiphysin. Gene Ontology annotation, biological process: plasma membrane tubulation; endocytosis; actin cortical patch localization. NCBI's taxonomy places the organism in Eukaryota, Fungi, Ascomycota, Pichiomycetes, Serinales, Debaryomycetaceae. The transcript has a single exon. Gene Ontology annotation, cellular component: Rvs161p-Rvs167p complex; actin cortical patch; mating projection tip. The record is from RefSeq and is a predicted model, not a curated record. Gene Ontology annotation, molecular function: protein binding; lipid binding. The coding region runs from base 1 to 1368 and encodes 455 amino acids.